Molecule: messenger RNA, 1874 nt
Organism: Megalobrama amblycephala (Wuchang bream)
Lineage: Eukaryota; Metazoa; Chordata; Actinopteri; Cypriniformes; Xenocyprididae
Product: WD40 repeat-containing protein HOS15
Exons: 6
Coding region: 1116-1601 (161 amino acids)
Source: RefSeq, a predicted model, not a curated record
UUUAAUCAUUUAAAGUCUAUAUGUGAAGAAUGAGCUUGUUCUGUCUUUCAAUGCCAUUUGUUUUGAUAUUUUCGGUUACACUUUAUUUUAAGGCGUUAUUGUUACAGUGUAAUUAUAUAUUUAAGUAUUGAGUAUCAAUUAAGAACAUGUACUUACUAUAGAGUUAGGGUACGAUUAGGAUUUGGUUGAGGGUUCGUUGCAUGUAAUUAUGUGUAAUUACUGUUAUUACUAUGGUAAGUACGGACACUGUAAAAUAAAGUGUUACCAUAUUUUCUAACGCAAUAACAUUCAUACAUUUUUAAGUGUGACUUCAAGACAUAGGUCACACAAAAAUCAUAAAAUUCUUCCCCUCAUGUCACUUCCCCAUAUGUUCUGUGGGAUACGAAAAGAAGAUAUUUGAACUGAAUACAGUGAAAGUCAGUGGGGUCCAAAACAACAUUGCACUGAACUAGGAGUGUUUAAAUGAAUAAACUCACUGGCAAUAACUUGUUUCAGAUCAUAAAAGUUCAAAGAGAUGUCAAAGUGAUGUAUCAACCCUUGACCUUCACACCUAAACCACGGCCCCUCUAAAAGCUCUGGUGGUUAAACGUAGUAAAACAAUCCAAAUACCUUUCCUCUGGCUACAACCUAUACAUUUUUUCCACAACAGACGACUUCAUCAUAUGAUCUACAUUCUUGGGUCGGUUUGCUGCUUGCAUCUCUGGUUUCUGCUAAAGUGCCUGUCUGUGUCACGCCACCCUCUUAAUGUCAAACACAUCUCCAUCAAUUCAUGUUAAGAAGCCUUUAUGCAUUCCAAAAGAUCCAAUGACAUCACUGAAAACAACCCUGACCUCUGUGUUUAUCUGCUGGCUGAUUGCAUUUGUUACAGUAUACUGACCUGUGAUCAGGCUUAGGGUUUCUACGUUAUGGUCUGAGACAUGGAAGCUGAUUGUCGAUCUGUACGAACAGAAGCCUCAUUCAGAAGUGUGAAGGAAACAUAUUGACAUGGAACGAUUCAAUUAAUCAAAAGUGAAAGGACACUGGGUUUUAUUAGCACCACAGUGGGUUUUUUAGCAGCCUUGUGCAGAAAUAGCUAUGAUGUCUUUUGCUCGUCGUCACAGUAUAUUACCAUUUAUAUGAGGUUUACGAAAGGAGACGAAAGCAAACAAAAGGAGAGCUGGAAGCUUUCAGGACAACUUCGGAAAAGGAUGGCUCAUGCGAAGAGAUUUUCUCAAAUUCCCAUGUCUAAGUGCAUGCGAGAUCUUUGUAAAGAGGAAGACUACACUUUUUUAAACAGUCUUGAAAAGCAGGAUAAGAGUCCGGAGAGCACAUGUGUGGAGAGUGAGAGUCAGGAAAAGCAAGAAGAAAGGAUCCGCCGUCGACUGGAGCGAGAGCAGCUGGAACAAGAAAAGCAACGUGAGAUUGAGGAACAGCAGAAGGAGAAAGAAGGGCAGUGGAAAAGUCAUGUGGCCGAGCUGGCGGUCCAACGCAAGGCAAUCCGUGCAAAACUAGACCGACUGCGAGAAUUUAGGGACUUUCAGAAGCAAGUUGUGCUUCAGGAUCUGGGUCUGGAUCCUGCUUCUGCAAACGAGACCGUCAAGCACCUUCUGAUGAGACUGUAACUGUGUUUACUAUUAAACGGAUAAACUCUAAUCCGUUCAAGCACUAGCGAAGCUUUAUAUGAUAUAUUACAGGUGUGUGGUCAGAUAACUUCCGAAGAUGUGUUAAUAUUAGACGAUUAGCGAAAAAGCAUGUAACUUAAGUGAAAUCAUAUAUCUACCUCCUCUUCGAGCUCAAAGACACUAACCGAGUGAGUUACGGCUCAAUUGAUGUUCAAAAUGAUUAAAUAACAAGCUCGCUGACUGUGUGGCAAAUAAAUCACAGCUAACGACGUA